Capra hircus (goat) is the source of this 2328-nucleotide messenger RNA. It is a transcript of the gene FOXA2, whose product is annotated as forkhead box A2. The transcript is spliced from 2 exons. NCBI's taxonomy places the organism in Eukaryota, Metazoa, Chordata, Mammalia, Artiodactyla, Bovidae. Gene Ontology annotation, molecular function: DNA-binding transcription factor activity, RNA polymerase II-specific; RNA polymerase II cis-regulatory region sequence-specific DNA binding; protein domain specific binding. The record is from RefSeq and is a predicted model, not a curated record. Gene Ontology annotation, biological process: anatomical structure morphogenesis; regulation of transcription by RNA polymerase II; cell differentiation. The coding region runs from base 241 to 1644 and encodes 467 amino acids.
CGGCGGCGGGGCUCGGCUCCGGGCCUCCUCCUACCCCCGGCCCCCUCCUCCCGCGACCCAUACCUCCCGCCCACUUCCCACCACCGCCUCUGGCCGGCCGAAGGAGCAGGGCCGAGAGACAGGGAGAGCGAGAGGGAGGGAGGGGACCGUGCCUUGGCCGACUUUUUUUUUUUAAAGGAGGGUGGGGGUGGGGGGGGUGAUUGCCGGUCGUUUGUUGUGGCUGUUAAAUUUUAAACUGCCAUGCACUCGGCUUCCAGUAUGCUGGGAGCGGUGAAGAUGGAAGGGCACGAGCCGUCCGACUGGAGCAGCUACUACACCGAGCCCGAGGGCUACUCCUCGGUGAGCAACAUGAACGCCGGCCUGGGGAUGAACGGCAUGAACACGUACAUGAGCAUGUCGGCGGCCGCCAUGGGCAGCGGCUCGGGCAACAUGAGCGCCGGCUCCAUGAACAUGUCGUCGUACGUGGGCGCGGGCAUGAGCCCGUCCCUGGCGGGCAUGUCCCCCGGGGCGGGCGCCAUGGCCGGGAUGAGCGGCUCGGCCGGGGCGGCCGGCGUGGCGGGCAUGGGGCCGCACCUGAGCCCGAGCCUGAGCCCGCUAGGGGGGCAGGCGGCUGGGGCCAUGGGCGGCCUGGCGCCCUACGCGAACAUGAACUCCAUGAGCCCCAUGUACGGGCAGGCGGGCCUGAGCCGCGCGCGCGACCCCAAGACGUACCGGCGCAGCUACACGCACGCCAAGCCGCCCUACUCAUACAUCUCGCUCAUCACCAUGGCCAUCCAGCAGAGCCCCAACAAGAUGCUGACGCUGAGCGAGAUCUACCAGUGGAUCAUGGACCUCUUCCCCUUCUACCGGCAGAACCAGCAGCGCUGGCAGAACUCCAUCCGCCACUCGCUGUCCUUCAACGACUGCUUCCUCAAGGUGCCCCGCUCGCCCGACAAGCCCGGCAAGGGCUCCUUCUGGACCCUGCACCCCGACUCGGGCAACAUGUUCGAGAACGGCUGCUACCUGCGCCGCCAGAAGCGCUUCAAGUGCGAGAAGCAGCUGGCCCUGAAGGAGGCCGCGGGCGCCGCGGGCGGCGGCAAGAAGGCGGCCGCCGCCGCCGGGGCCCAGGCCUCGCAGGGUCCGCUUGGAGAGGCGGCCGCCGGGCCGGCUCCCGAGACUCCGGCGGGCACCGAGUCGCCCCACUCAAGCGCCUCCCCGUGCCAAGAGCACAAGCGAGGGGGCCUCGGGGAGCUGAAGGGGACGCCGGCCUCGGCGCUGAGCCCCCCGGAGCCGGCGCCCUCGCCCGGGCAGCAGCAGCAGCAGGCCGCGGCCCACCUGCUGGGCCCUCCGCAUCACCCGGGCCUGCCGCCCGAGGCCCACCUGAAGCCGGAGCACCACUACGCCUUCAACCACCCCUUCUCCAUCAACAACCUCAUGUCGUCAGAGCAGCAGCACCAUCACAGCCAUCACCACCACCAGCCCCACAAAAUGGACCUCAAGGCCUACGAACAGGUGAUGCACUACCCCGGCUACGGGUCCCCCAUGCCGGGAAGCCUGGCCAUGGGCCCGGUCACGAACAAAGCGGGCCUGGAUGCCUCGCCCCUGGCCUCAGACACCUCCUACUACCAGGGCGUGUACUCCCGGCCCAUUAUGAACUCCUCGUAAGAAGACAGCGGCGACCCGGAUAGCCCGGGACCCAGAUGGGAGAGACAGGAAGUGGGGUGGAGACUCUGAGGGAGGGCUGCUGGAAAGGUGCAAGGGAGAAGGACCCUUCACACCCUGCCCCGCCCCCCCCACAGAGGUCUCCCCUCACCCUCUGCAGCCCUUCCCUCCCUCGCGUGGGCCACACUGAUGUCUACCAUCCUAUAUAAAGAGGGGAAAAGAAAAAGCUAACCUGUUGAAAAAGAAGAAGAAAAGCCUCAGUUUCCACUACUGUGUAGACGCCUGCUUCUUUAAGAACCUGCCAAUUCUUGACUUUUUGUUGUUGUGGUUCCUCUUCAUUGCUGUUGUUGCAGGGAAGUCUUACUUUAUUAAAAAAGGAAAAGGAAAAAAACACAAACUUUUGUGAGUGACUCAGUGUAAAACUAUGUAGUUUUAACAGAAAACAGAGUUGUACUAUUGUUUUAAAAAGAGAGAGAGACAAAAAAAAUAAUGUAAGGGUCUGUUGUAAAUGCCCAAGAAAAGAAAAAAGCAUUCACAUUCUUGAUACGGUGAAAUCCAGGUCUCAAGUCUGAUUAAUUUAUGGUUUCUGCGUGCUUUAUUUAUGGCUUAUAAAUGUGUGUUCUGACUGCAAGGACCAGAGUUCCACAAAUCUAUAUUAAAGUGUUAUUGCCAGUUUUUUGCUUUGAA